AGUGAGGAGGUGGGCCGAGUUUCUUCAAAAGAGUUGUUCAACCAGAUUCCAGUGUCAAUUUGAAGACUUAAGAACAAGCACAGGUGUGAAACAACAUCCAUUGUAAAGCUCAGAGAGAAAAAGAGAGUGCAUCUGUUUGGGUUGACGUGUGAGAAGCCAGGAUGAAACGUAUCCAAAAAUUGAAGAAUCCGUUUUUAGAACUUCCAGACAAGACCUCAUCCGGCAUGCGUCAGCAAUCUUCAGGUGGGAUUUCUCUGACCAGGAAGUUGUGUUUUGCUGCUGGAGGUGUCCCAUAUCAGCUCACCUCUGUGGCCAUUAGUGUCUCACUACAGAUCUUUCUACUGGACGUUGCACAGCUGGAGGCCUUCUCCACCUCCAUGGUUCUGUUGGUGAGUCGGGUCUGGGAUGCAGUGACUGACCCUGUGGUCGGAUACCUGGUGAGCCGCAGCAAGCGUACGCCGAUCGGUAAACUCACUCCAUGGCUGGUUCUUUCCACGCCAUUUGGUGUUCUGUCUUACGUGCUGCUGUGGUUUGUUCCCCAAGUUAAGACGUCUCUCAAGACGACGUGGUUUGUUGCAGCUGCCUGCCUGUUUGAGACCCUCAUGAGUGGCUACAAUGUCCCCUAUCUCUCUUUGAGUAUGUUCCUGGGAGGAGACCAGAGAGACAGAGACUCUGCCACCGCCUACAGGAUGAGCGUGGAGAUGACAGCGAUGCUGUUAGCAUCCGUCAUCCAGGGUCAAGUCGUGGCGGUGUACCAUGCAGAAAAGCAGGAGGCCUGUGAGCAGCUAGAACAAGAUGGACCCCCAAGUUUGUCUCCACCGCAUGUUGCAUCACCUCAAGCGACGCAAAAGGCUUUCCUGACCUCCGCUAUGGUUAUUGGAGGGCUGUUUUUCAUCUGUAGCCUUGUUCUCUUUUUGGGAGUGAAAGAGCAGCAGGGCCCCGUGAGCUCCAGUGACAAAAUACGGCCAUCUUUUACAAACUCACUGAAGAUGCUGAUCUGUCACAUUGCUUACCGACGUCUGGUGCUCGGAUUUGUGUUCAGCGCUUUUGCAUUUCAGACAUCCUUGGGAAAUUUUGCCCUGUUUUGCAGUCAUGCGGCGAAUCUCGGAGAUCAAUUCCAACACCUCCUACUGGUUUUACUGGUUUCUGCAUCAGUAGCAGUUCCUCUAUGGCAAGUGGUUCUCCUGAGAAUUGGAAAAAAGGCCACGGUCUUCAUCGGGUUCUCACUAUUCAUCCCAGCAUCAAUCAUAGUCGCCUGUGUCCCCAGCAACCUCCCUGUUUUCAUGAUAAUGUGCGUCCUGAUGGGAUUCAGUGUGGCGACGAUAUUUUUGUUACCAUGGUCCAUGCUCCUUGAUGUGGUUGAGGACUUUGCCUUAACGCAUCCCUCCUGUAAAGACCUGGAGCCGCUGUUUUUCUCCUGCUACGCCUUCUGCAAUAAGCUGGCAGGAGGCCUCGCCAUUGGACUCUCCACCAUGACUUUGCAAUUUGUUGGAUACAGGGCUGGCGCGUGUCACCAUGGCGACGGAGUGGUGACGGCUCUAAUUGUGCUGUUUUCGCCUGUUCCCAUCGCUCUACUGUUGAUAGGGAUGAUGUUCUUUCGCUCCUAUCCAAUCAAUGAGAGGCAAAGUCUGUCAAACCAAGAAGCGGCUACUGCACAUUUAACGGCUCCAUCUUCAUCAUUCCAGCAAAGGGAAAAUGCAGAGCAGUGUGCUGGUGUGACAACAAUUUCACAUCUUUUGCGCAAAUCCAAUUCAUCACAUGCACGUCCAGACACUCAUGUUAGAUUAUCUGCCAUAUUCGUUGACUCAAAUUGUACAUCCUCAAAGAAGAGAUCCAAAGUCUCUUGGGUGUAGCAAGUGUUUCACUAUUUGGAAUUAGUCUGAUUAAAAGCUUACAUAACAGAAAAUAAAUGGCAGUCGAAAGUUCUCUCAACCGGGUAAAUCCUGUUGUAUGUAUUAAUGGCAAUGUUAAAAAUGGCAUUAUUCUUGUGUUGAUGGUAAAUGUUUUCAUGAACUUAUCAUUUAUUAUCUCAUAAUGUGACCUGACAUAUUUUUUACAAUUAUUCUGCUUCACUGAUGGUAUUGUUUUUGUAACAAUGCUGUCUGAAAUGUCCUGUGGAUUUAUGCUGCCUUCAUUAUGCCAUGUAAUGUCAGAAACGUAUGCUCCAUAGGACUGAAAGAUAAAAUCCAAUAACACAAAUUGAUACGACUGACCUGACUUGAUGAAUGCUUUCUUCCCCCAAAUUUCCUCUUGGAAUGUGAGACAGAAACUAUUUUGGGGACGACGUGGCGCGGUUGGGAGAGUGGCCGUGCCAGCAACCUGAGGGUUCCUGGUUCAAUCCCCACCUUCUACCAACCUUGUCACGUCCGUUGUGUCUUUGAGCAAUACACUUCACCCUUGCUCCUGAUGGGUUGUGGUUAGCGCCUUGCAUGGCAGCUCCCGCCAUCAGUGUGUAAAUGUGUGUGUGAAUGGGUGAAUGUCAAAAUAGUGUCAAAGCGCUUUGAGUUCCUUUAAAAAAAAAAAAAAAAAGGUAGAAAAGCACUAUACAAGUAUAACCCAUUUACCAUUUACCAACCUUGUCACGUCCGUUGUGUCCUUGAGCAAGACACUUCACCCUUGCUCCUGAUGGGUCGUGGUUAGCGCCUUGCAUGGCAGCUCCUGCCUUUAGUGUGUGAAUGGGUGAAUGUGGCAAUAGUGUCAAAGCGCUUUGAGUACCUUGAAGGUAAAAAAAGCGCUAUACAAUUACAACCCAUUGACCAUUUUAAAAAAAAAGAAAUAAUCGCUUCAUUAUGCAAAAGUUAAAAGUUAAAGUACCUAUGAUUGUCAAACACACACUAGGUGUGGUGAAAUUAACCUCUGCAUUUGACCCAUCCCCUUGUCCACCCCCUGGGAGCAGUGAGCAGCAGCGGUGGCCGCGCCCGGGAAUCAUUUUGGUGAUUUAACCCCAAAUUCCAACCUUUGAUGCUGACUGCCAAGCGGGGAGGUAAUGGGUCCCAUUUUUAUAGUCUUUGGUAUGACUCGGCCGGGGUUUGAACUCACAACCUACCGAUCUCAGGGCACUAGGCCACUGAGGAACAAUAAUAUACAACAAUAUCAAUCAUAUCAUCACAUCAGUGACGUGCAAUCAGGGGUGCCAUCAUGGAAAGAAAAAAAAUGUAAAAAGAAAAAAAAAUAAUUAAAUUGUUAUCUGUAUCCAGUGAUUAUACUAUAAAGUUAUUUUUCAUUUAACUUCACCAGUUUUAGAUUAUUUUUAUUCAAAAUCGCUGAAUUUUCACAUUUGCCGUUCAAAUACUGAAAAGAGACGGUGCGGUGAUCAGCAGCCAGUUGAGGCACGUCACUCAGUUGAGCCUCACCAUGG
This is a messenger RNA of Nerophis lumbriciformis (worm pipefish), 3358 nucleotides long. Its product is annotated as sodium-dependent lysophosphatidylcholine symporter 1-like. Gene Ontology annotation, molecular function: symporter activity. Gene Ontology annotation, cellular component: plasma membrane. The record is from RefSeq and is a predicted model, not a curated record. Gene Ontology annotation, biological process: carbohydrate transport. NCBI's taxonomy places the organism in Eukaryota, Metazoa, Chordata, Actinopteri, Syngnathiformes, Syngnathidae.